Messenger RNA from Moesziomyces aphidis, 309 nucleotides. NCBI's taxonomy places the organism in Eukaryota, Fungi, Basidiomycota, Ustilaginomycetes, Ustilaginales, Ustilaginaceae. The record is from the annotation of a GenBank genome assembly.
AUGUUGCCCUCGCUGCGUCUGCUAUCUGCGCAAGCGGGUCGGGUGUUUAAGCUGACACUCUACACGGGUACAGACUGUCAGCUGUGCGAUGUGAUGCGCAACGAAAUCGCCACCGCCGCACAGCACGUACCGCUCACACUCGCCACCUACAACAUCCGCGACGACUCGCUCGACAACGUGCACUACUGGCGCCGCAAGUACCAGUACGACAUUCCCGUGCUGCAUCUCGACGGCCAAGAGAUCUUUCGACACCGUCUCACGGCGGCCGAGCUCGUAGCCAAACUGCAGAGCAGGCGCGCUGAAAAGUAG